Exaiptasia diaphana is the source of this 2067-nucleotide messenger RNA. Its product is annotated as mucin-5AC. Lineage: Eukaryota; Metazoa; Cnidaria; Anthozoa; Actiniaria; Aiptasiidae. Bases 109 to 1839 code for a protein of 576 amino acids. The transcript has 8 exons. The record is from RefSeq and is a predicted model, not a curated record. Gene Ontology annotation, molecular function: protein binding; calcium ion binding.
CCUUGAAUUGUUACAAGUAGAGCGCACUGAGGAUUAGCUAGAAAAUCUUCUAGUCAGUUCCCGGUUAAGAAGYACAGUCUGCGGUGCGGUGUUACAGUGGACAAGACGAUGCGGAGUUUCAUUUGCUUACUUCUAAUAUCGAUUGCUGUAUGGAAACCGGCUGCCAGAGUUCUGUACAAAAGGAAUAUUGAAGAAGUAGAGCCAGAAGAUGUCAAUUAUGGCGUUAUACAAGAAGAUGAUUACAUUGGAAAGAGUCAAGAAUUCCCUGAGGAAAGUAGCGGUACAGAUGUAGACAUAUCAGAAAGGCCAAAUAAAUUAAUAACAACAAUAAUUUCUUCUGCGGGGCGAUCCAGUAARAGCAAACCAAGUACACCUCCUUCUCAAAAACCCACGAGCCAGCAAGAAACAUCACAAGCAUCGACAACAAUACCUGAACCAUCCAGAGCAGAGGAAACGACAGCUCCACCAUACACAGCAACGACAACAAAACCUGCACAAUCUACAGCAGAGGAAACAACAGCUCCAAAAUCCGCACAAGCACAAACAACAGCGGCAUCAUCCACAGCAGCGACAACAACACCUGCACCAUCAACGGCAGUGGACACAGCAGCCACACCAUCUACAGAAGCAACAACAUCAACGGCAGCGGAAACAACAGCUCCACCAUUCACACAAGCAAAAACAACAUCUGCACCAUCGACGGCAGCGGAAACAGCAGCUGCGCCAUCCACAGCAGCGACAGCAAAACAAUCCACGGCAGCUGAAACAACAGCUCGACCAUCCACAGAAAAAAAAACAACACCUGUACCNACAACAGCAGCAAAAACAACUGCUCCAACAAUAACGCCAGCAAAAACCACAAGUGCACCAUCCAUAGUAGCAGAAACAACUAGCUCAUUAUCACAAGUAGUAGAAACAACAGCUGCACCAACAACAGCAGCAAAAACAACAGCUGCACCAACAACAGCAGUAAAAACCACAAGUGAACCAACAACAACAGCAGAAAAUACAGGGUCGCCAUCUACAACCACAGAUACAUCUAGCCAACCAGCUACUACCACUUUCCACACGACCCUAGCACCUACACCGACUAAUGAAAUUGUGGGGAAUGGUAAUGGGAACGAAAGUGUAGUUGGUAAACACUCUGGAACAAACAAUGGCAAUCAAAGUGGUAUAGAUAACGAAUUAUGUAAGAAAGUGUAUUGCAGAAAUGGAAAUAUGUGCUUCGCAAAAGAGAAUGGCAAACCUUUGUGCUUCUGUCCUAAAGUCUGUAACAAGAAGUCAAAUAUUCUUUGCUCUGUGUACCUUGAAGAAUUUUUAAACCCUUGUGAACUGCACCGAUAYGCAUGUAGUAUACGAACCAACAUUGCUAUCAAACAGAAAGGACAAUGCUCAGAUACUAAAGCGCAACUUAUGACGAGCCAACUGAUUGACRGAACACUUACGCCUGAAAACGUUUGCCCUAGAAGCGAAAUAAUCCAGUUUUCAGAACGCUACCUUGAAUGGGGAAUGAUAAAAAAGRAAGUGGCUGAGAGUACUAAUCCACAAACAUUAAAUCUGAACUCAUCUGUAAUCAACGCACGUAUGAAUGGUCUUACAGCGAUUGAACGAAGAGAAAUUUUGAAAUUUCUAUUUGAAUCCCUGGACGUCAAUAAAGAUGGCAGUCUUAUUAAGGACGAAUUAAGCWCAUUCGUAAAACACAUGCUUGAUAAAGAAUACUGCUUGUAUGGAUUCUUUGCAUCAUCRGACAUCAAUCGAAACAAUGGCAUUGAUGAGGAGGAGUGGUAUGAAGCAUUUCAGUUAUACGAUUCGUUAAAUGACGUCGGUGGAAGAUUAUAACAGAUACAAUAAAUGCACUUAAGAGGCGAUUAUAUAUUAUUAUGUUGCAUGUACAAUCUGAGAUUCUAUUCACUGGGAACAUAUCAGUACUGUCCCUCCAUGAAAAUAAUAAGAAUUUCCAACUAUUCAAACAGAAGAUAAGUUCGCUACUGGUUACAGAAUUUGAAAGCAGAUUAUAAUGUCAAUACGUGGCAUAGGUUUUGUUCAUUAUUAUAAGUGUUCAGUUCA